Lolium perenne is the source of this 2404-nucleotide messenger RNA. Its product is annotated as phosphatidylinositol 3,4,5-trisphosphate 3-phosphatase and protein-tyrosine-phosphatase PTEN2A. The record is from RefSeq and is a predicted model, not a curated record. Gene Ontology annotation, cellular component: cytosol. Gene Ontology annotation, molecular function: phosphatidylinositol-3,4,5-trisphosphate 3-phosphatase activity. Gene Ontology annotation, biological process: dephosphorylation. NCBI's taxonomy places the organism in Eukaryota, Viridiplantae, Streptophyta, Magnoliopsida, Poales, Poaceae.
UAUUUUAACUCCUCUGAACCACUCCAGGGUCGUGCCCUUCUUCUCCGCCCGAAACCCGUCCGCGAUCCCCAUCUCUCCCAUCUCGGCUCCCCCCUCGUCAAGCUGCCAGCGGCCGGCGCCGACUCGCCAAACCCGGAAGGGAGAUACAACACCAGAUCCAGACCUUACUGAUGUUGCUUGUGGUUCUAUCAUCUGAGAUUAAUAAAGUCUUUUAGUCAAUCAUGGAAGAAAAACAAAUCAACCCAUCUCUCUUGCCACCUGCUAGUCCUGUGGACCAAGUUUCAACUCCACCUCCUGCUGUUACUACUGCCUAUCAGGUUCCUCGUGCUACUUCAAAUGAUUCUGCAACUCAGAUUGCCAGUAUAAAUCCUGUAGUCCCUUCAUCUGCUUCUGCUGCUGCUGCUGCUCCGACUUCUGCUACCACGCAAGAUGCUGCAGGCCUCGAGGCACCAUCCUCCAUGUUUUCUACAUCUAAUUUAUCUUCCUGGGCUAAAAACCUGAAAAUUCCCCAGCCUUCUUCAGGUCAAGAAUCACCAACAGGAAAAAAUACCUUGUCCCGUCUCACUAGUGGCCUUGGAUUGCGCUCAUCGCCGAAAAAUCCACAGCAAGAUGAGAGUGCUGUAGGAAGCAUGACCUCAACAACGGCACAAACUGGUGUUUUUGGUUCCUUGACAAAAGGCAUUGUGGAUUCAUCUAAGAAUGCUGUUAAGGCAGUGCAAAUUAAGGCUCGCCACAUGGUCUCACAGAAUAAAAGACGAUAUCAGGAAGGCGGUUUUGAUUUAGAUAUGACAUAUAUUACAGAGAACAUAAUUGCUAUGGGUUUUCCUGCCGGUGAUUUGAGCUCUGGUUUUUUUGGAUAUUUUGAGGGCUUCUACCGUAACCACAUGGAGGAAGUCAUCAGGUUUUUUGAAAUGCAUCACAAGGGGAAAUAUAAGGUGUACAACCUCUGCUCAGAAAGGCUGUAUGAUGCAUCUCUGUUUGAGGGAAAGGUCGCAUGCUUCCCUUUUGAUGAUCAUAAUUGCCCUCCGAUACAACUUGUCAUAUCAUUUUGCCAAAGUGCAUACUCAUGGUUGAAGGAGGACAUAGAAAAUGUAGUGGUUGUCCAUUGCAAAGCUGGAAAGGCAAGGACAGGGUUGAUGAUCUCCAGCCUUCUUGUAUACCUGAAGUUCUUUCCUACGGCAGAGGAGUCCAUUGAAUACUACAAUCAGAAAAGAUGUGUAGAUGGAAAAGGGCUUAUUCUUCCAAGUCAGAUAAGAUAUGUGAAGUACUUCGAGCGCAUCUUAACUCACUACAAUGGUGAGAAUCAGCCACCCCGCAGGUGCAUGCUUAGGGGAUUUCGCCUUCAUAGGUGCCCCUAUUGGAUCCGACCAUCAAUUACUGUCUCUAAUCACAAUGGUGUUCUUUUUACUACGAAGAAGCAUCCAAGAACAAAAGAACUAAUGCCAGAAGAUUUCUGGUUUAGUGCACCAAAGAAGGGAAUUAUGGUUUUUGCAUUGCCUGGGGAGCCUGGAUUAGCAGAGGUAGCUGCUGAUUUCAAGAUUGAAUUUCACGAUCGACAGGGAGAUUUCUACUGUUGGCUAAAUACAACUAUGAUGGAGAACAGAGUGACAUUGAAUCCAACCGACUUUGAUGAUUUUGACAAGAGAAAAUUGCCGUCACCUGGGUUCCAGGUCGAGGUUGUCCUGGUAGAUUAUGAUGGUUCAGAAUCACCAAAACAACAAGUAGCUGACCAAGCUGCUGAUAACAAAUCUGAUGCCGAUUCCUCCACGAGCACCAGCGCCAAAGAAAAUUAUGCUGUGCAUGUAGAGUCCAACAAGGAAGCUGGAGGUGAUGAUAAGGAUGAUGUUUUUUCUGACAAUGAAGCAGAAGAUGGAUCUUCCAAGGGGAAGAAGGAGAAGGUCUCCAGCAGUGGUCAAGGUACAUCAAAUGCAGCAAAAGGUUCUGAAACAUGUGUUGCACAAAAGGAGGCAUCUGCUGCUUCUAGUUGUAUUGAAAAAGUCACUAUAUCCAUCGAGCAAGGAAAUGCAAGGGCACCUGAUGCUGGUAGUCUGAAAACUGAAGCUAGUAGCAAGAACAACUCUACCACAACACAACCCACUGCCGUGGAAUCAUCCAGCAUGAGCGAGUUCAAGGCCAUCGCUGCCGAUGCUUCGGUCUUCUCGUUUGGAGACGAAGAUGAAUAUGAAAGUGAAUAAUCCCACCACUCUUCCGGAUGUUUUGUUUGUCAUGUGUAUAGUUUAUCUCCUCUAUAAAACAACAGGAUAGCAAAGUUCAAAACAACUGAUUUAUUCUUGCAUUUUGUGUUUAUGUUAGCCUUUCUACUGCUGUAAUGUUUUACCCAGAUGCACUUAUUAAGUUAUAACUCCGUGAGGUUUGUACUUCAUCAAUAUAUCUCGUUUUUUCU